UAAUUUAUGAAACAAAAUCUUUGUUGCAUAGGUUGUACUUUCUUGGUUUAAGAACAACGCAGCCACAAAACCACCUGGUGUAAUGAUGCCAAUACCACAGUAUCCUCUGUUUUCUUCAACUGUAACGGAGUAUGGCAUGUACCAAAUCAAUUAUUAUUUAAACGAAGAAAAGCAAUGGGCAGUGGAUAUCGAAGAGUUACAAAGAGCCAUCAAUUUAUCUAAGCCAUACUGUGAACCUAAAAUUUUAGUGAUCAUUAAUCCGGGAAAUCCUGUUGGUUCUGUUAUGUUGCAGAAGGACAUGCAGAAUAUCAUCAAAUUUGCUUAUGAAGAAAAGCUUCUCAUUUUCGCAGAUGAGGUAUAUCAAUACAAUGUUUAUGAUUCAGAUUCGAAGUUCUAUUCGUUCAAGAAAGUGAUGAAAGAAAUGGGCCUUCCAUACAGUAAUAUGCAACUUGCAUCCUUCAUGUCUGCAUCCAAAGGAUACAUGGCAGAAUGUGGCUCAAGAGGUGGAUACUGUGAAUUUGUGAAUCUUGAUAAGGAGAUAAAAGAUAUAUUGAUGAAAUUACAUUGCGUAAGAUUAAGCGGAAACAUACAUGGGCAGAUAAUUAUGUAUUGCAUAUCGAAUCCACCCGGACCAGAUGAGCCCUCCUAUGAGCUGUUUGAACAGGAAAAGUCGAGCAUUCUACAAUCUCUGAAAGAAGGGGCCCAGUAUUACUAUGAAAAGCUUAAUAGUGUUGAAGGUUUAUCUUGCAGUAAAAUAGCUGGAUCUAUAUAUGCAUUUCCAAAGAUUGAACUUUCAAAGAAAGCCUUAGAAGAAGCUCAGAAACGGAAGCAAAGUCCUGAUGAAUUUUACGCAAUGGAAUUAGUCGAAACCGCUGGGAUAUCUGUACAGCCAGGUUACUUCUUCGGCCAAAGACCAGAAACAUAUCAUUUUCGAUUAACAAUCCUGCCUCAGACGGACAAAUUAAAGAUAAUCAUACAACGCAUUCUUGAGUUUCAUUUGCAAUUCUUAGAGAAAUACAAGGACUGAAUUUGGUUUGAGGAAUGUCACUCUUCUUAAAUAUCAGUGUUGAAUUACUUAUUCAAAGCAUAAAUUUCUAUAAAACGUAAUUCUUGGACAGGUUUGAAAAAUUGUGCCUUUAAUUUGUUUCAGAUAUAAUUUACUGUAGCAAAAUUAAUAAAUUAAAGUAUUGCUGGAAAAACUGAAUACUGUAUUGCUGUCAUUACGGCAUUUUUCAUUUUUAAUUCCCGAAAUUUACAAAUU
This is a messenger RNA of Stegodyphus dumicola, 1261 nucleotides long. RefSeq names its product alanine aminotransferase 2-like. Gene Ontology annotation, molecular function: pyridoxal phosphate binding; transaminase activity. The record is from RefSeq and is a predicted model, not a curated record. Gene Ontology annotation, biological process: biosynthetic process. Lineage: Eukaryota; Metazoa; Arthropoda; Arachnida; Araneae; Eresidae.